GAUCGAUUUGCCCAAUGAACGGCACUGGCCUUUCUUCUAUCGCCUUUCCCACCCUCCUUCCCGCCUCUUAACUAUUUCUUCUUCUUCUUCCCCUUCUUCUUCUUCCGCGCUCUCUCUCUCUCUCUCUCUCUCUCUCUGUGCAAUUCCUAAUUCUUAAUGCAAUGGCAAUCGGCUGCAUCGAUAACCCAAACCCACUGUCCAUGGCCAAAGACGACACCAAGCUCGAAGACCAGAAGCCCCUUGUUUUCGACGCCGCCGUGCUGAGCCACCACGCCACCAUCCCCUCCCAGUUCAUUUGGCCCGACAAGGAACGCCCCGCCGCCGCCACGCCUGAGCUUCCCGUUCCGCUACUGGACUUGGGGGGCUUCCGCUCCGGCGACUCGGCCGCCGUCAUGAAAGCAUCCAGGAUCGUCCGGGAAGCCUGCCUGAAACACGGCUUCUUCCUUGUGGUCAACCAUGGAGUUGAUCCCCAGCUCAUAUCUCAAGCUCAUGCUAAUAUGGAUUCCUUCUUUGAGCUCCCACUCUGCCUGAAGCAAAGGGUUCAGAGAAAGAUUGGCGAGCAUUGUGGAUAUGCCAGUAGUUUCACUGGAAGAUUCUCGUCCAAGCUGCCAUGGAAAGAAACUCUCUCUUUUCGCUUCUCUACGGAGAAGAACUCAUCCAACAUUGUUGAAGACUAUUUCAGGGACAAAAUGGGUGAAGAUUUUGUCGAAUUCGGGAAAGUUUACCAAGAGUACUGCAAUGCAAUGAGCACGCUUUCCCUUGGGAUCAUGGAGCUCCUGGGGAUGAGCCUGGGUGUAAGCCGAGCCCAUUUCAAGGAAUUUUUCGAAGAAAACGAUUCCAUAAUGAGGCUCAACUACUAUCCACCAUGCCAGAAGCCAGACCAGACCUUAGGCACAGGGCCUCAUUGUGAUCCCACCUCUCUAACCAUCCUUCACCAAGACGCAGUCGGCGGCCUCCAUGUCUUUGUCGACAAUGAAUGGCGCUCUAUCAUCCCGAAUAUCAAUGCUUUCGUCGUCAACAUUGGCGACACCUUCAUGGCUCUUUCGAACGGGAGAUACAAGAGUUGCCUCCACCGGGCAGUGGUAAACAGCAAGACGCCGAGGAAAUCUCUGGCUUUCUUUCUCUGUCCGAAGAAGGAUAAGGUGGUGAGCCCGCCAUCUGAAUUGGUGGACAGCAAGCACCCUAGAAUAUAUCCAGACUUCACGUGGCCGAUGCUGCUCGAGUUCACCCAGAAGCAUUACAGAGCGGACAUGAACACCCUCGAAACUUUCUCCAACUGGGUGGUUCAAAACAACAAAAACCAGCUGGUCUCGUAAAUAAUUGUUAAGCCAUCAGAUCAAUCAAAAUUAAAGCUAGCUUGCUUCUUGCAUGGCAGCCUCCUCCUUGCUUCAGGGAAGCAUUGAUGGAGAAGAUGGGGUUUUCUCGCUAAUCUUUUUGAAGGCAGAGGCAAGGGGAAGGGCCAUCUUUGUUUCUUUCUAUCUCCUCCUUUUUUUUUUUUUGGUUUCUAAUGUUAAUCAGUCAAGUAGACCAGGCGUUAGCUAGAGUAGACGAUAAGAUAGAUAGCUGAAUAAAGAUGAAGAUGGGCCAAUUUUGUAUUUUCUUUCGUAAUAUAUAGAAACAUUUAAUGAACAGCAUUACCUCUUCGCUUUCCUUUUAUAUGCC
Molecule: messenger RNA, 1662 nt
Organism: Diospyros lotus (date-plum)
Lineage: Eukaryota; Viridiplantae; Streptophyta; Magnoliopsida; Ericales; Ebenaceae
Product: gibberellin 20 oxidase 2
Exons: 3
Coding region: 162-1316 (384 amino acids)
Biological process (GO): unidimensional cell growth; flower development; gibberellin biosynthetic process
Molecular function (GO): gibberellin 20-oxidase activity
Source: RefSeq, a predicted model, not a curated record